UCCUAGGAGUGUCAUGCAACAACUAAAAAUUUUCAUGUGAAAACAGAAAAUGGCUUCAAGAGGAACAACAGAGACCAGUAAACUAAAACAAAACUUGGAAGAGCAGUUGGAUAGAUUAAUGCAACAGCUUCAAGAUCUGGAGGAAUGCAGAGAGGAGCUAGAUGCAGAUGAGUAUGAAGAGACCAAAAAAGAAACUCUAGAACAGCUGAGUGAGAUCAAUGACUCCCUGAAGAAGAUUAUGUCUGGGGAUAUGACUUUGGUGGAUGAGCUCAGCGGGAUGCAACUGGCAAUACAAGCAGCCAUCAGCCAAGCAUUUAAAACUCCAGAAGUAAUUAGAAUGUUUGCAAAGAAACAACCAAGGCAAUUGAGGACAAGGUUGGCAGAGAUGGACCGAGACUUAAUGGUUGGGAAGUUGGGACGAGACCUAUACACACAGCAGAAAGUGGAAAUCCUGACUGCCCUCAGAAAGCUUGGUGAGAAGCUCACUCAAGAUGAUGAGAUGUUCUUGUCAGCAAAUGCUGGUACAGCCUUGAGCCAGUUUGAGAGAGUCUCCACUGACCUUGGAUCUGGAGACAAAGUCUUUGCUCUAGCAAGUUUUGAAGUAGAAAAGGCAAAACAAUGAAGAGGUGCGUGAGGCUUGUGUCUCUCCAGUAAUCGGCAGCAUUGGACUUAUGUCAUAUUGCAUUUGUUUUUUUCUAUUUUUAACAUGUUGGGAAAAAAAAGAAAAGCAAAAACAAAAAACCCUAAACCCUCUUGGGUUCUUAACCAGAAGAUAUGAAGUAAACAGCCUUAAGUGCACUUUGGAACCUUGGUGUCUGUACCCCUUAGUAACAUAAGCUCUGAGGCUGAACACUAAGUGGUAUUCUAAAAACAAAAGCAUGGUAUGACUGUCUUUGGAAGGAAUCAGCUAUUUUGAACUUUUCUGAAUGUGUAUUUCUCUAACUAUUAAAACGUAAUCUUUUUGC
Molecule: messenger RNA, 965 nt
Organism: Fulmarus glacialis (Northern fulmar)
Lineage: Eukaryota; Metazoa; Chordata; Aves; Procellariiformes; Procellariidae
Gene: LZIC
Product: leucine zipper and CTNNBIP1 domain containing
Exons: 6
Coding region: 50-622 (190 amino acids)
Biological process (GO): negative regulation of Wnt signaling pathway
Cellular component (GO): nucleus; beta-catenin destruction complex; cytosol
Molecular function (GO): beta-catenin binding
Source: RefSeq, a predicted model, not a curated record